AUGACGGCUCCGCGUAUGGUGGAAUCCUCCUCGAACACACCAUCUGUGCUGGCCUCCAUCCGUGCCGCCGAUCUGCUCGCCCUUGGAAGACCGUUCGCUGAGUUCCCGCAAUACUCUAUCCUUGAUCUGCAGCGCAGCCCUGGGAUCCGCGAAGAUGCUAGCCACGACACCUCCAACUUUGCCCAAUGGCUAUCGAGGCGGCUGCAAGAAGGACGCCCGUUCGUGAUUCGAGACUUUGACCGGCUGCCGGAGUGGGACAGAAGGAUACUGUCCAUCGAGGGGUUGAUUGAACAUUCUACAAAGAAGAAUAUUCCCAUUCGAAACUGCAGCACGGGCAGAGAUCUAAGCUUCACACUGAAGAAAUUUGCAGACGCGGCCCGGCAAUCCUACAAAGAAUUUAAAAAUCUAUACGCGCGUGACCUACAGUGCCCGCAAACUUGGGUGGACUUAUGUCGCAAGCUGCUUCCAUCGGAAGUGCAAUGGGCUGGCCGCCUUGACCUCUUCCAGUGGUUGCCUCCAUGCGCUAGGAGUGAAGUUAUGAUGGCGUUUGUCGGCUCAGAGGGAUCAUCGUCGGGAUUUCACCGAUGCUUCUCCUCUACUGUUGCUUUGAACCUUCUUGUUGAAGGAAGCGACCACCCCGUGCUAUGUUUUGGAACCGACUUUAAGUCACAGUCAAAAUAUGACACUUUUAUGGCAUCUCGCGGCGCUUCUCCGCACAUCGACUGGUUGAACCUGGGGUCGGAAGAUCUGAAACAGGCUGACUUCCCGUUGUAUGUCUGGGAACAGCAGCCAGGUGAUUUAGUAGUCUUUCCACCUGCUACUGCUCACCAGGUUUGGAACCUUGGUUCCCUUUCUACCAAGAUUGUGUGGAAUAUCUUGCAUCCUUUAUCACUGGAGGCCGGAAUGGCCCAUGCGCAGCCGCCGUUUAAUAGACUCUGCCAUCCGGACGUUGCACAAACUAACCUCUCGCUAGCAUGUGCUAUGCUAAGUUUAUUGCGAGAAGAUACUAAAAAUCCAGCUCCACCGGAUCUACAUCUUCUAGCUCGUCUCUUUCGUCAGAUGGUUCGCGAGGAACGAAUAGUCGGCCAGCCAGCCACAUCCAUGACCCUUGUGCGUGUGCCAGAAACUGCCAUUGUAACCUGCGACUUUUGCAGUACGGCUAUUUGGAAUCGCCAUCUACGAUGCAGCGAGUGCGAGGACUUCGAUCUAUGUCUGAACUGUUUCUUAAACGGCCGAAGCUGUGAGCACAUCCAGAGCUAUUCUUGGGCUGAAAUCGUCCCGCAAGAGACUUGCGCGCGUGUACUAGACCGCGCUCAGCAACUUCUUGGUUACAGGCUGGACGACGAUCGCUCUUUAGAUCUUCGGAAGUCCUUGGGCACAGCUGUCAAUGACCUAAUUCUGGCAAAACAGAACACCUUUACCAGGUUAUGCCACCUAUGCCGCAUCGAUCACCUAGCGUGGAAGGGGCGGCGGUGCGACCGCUGUUCAGCAUUUUUUUGUUUUCGUGGACUUUAUCGACACUUUGACGUCAACUCGGCAGAGGUGAUGCGCCAGGCUUCGUUGUGGAUAUGUCCCAAGUGCCUUGAAACCUGCAACUGUAGGUGUUGCCAUUUCCCUUCAGCAUAUGUGAAGGCCGAAAAGCCAGCGUCGAAACGAAGAGUAAAACCAGCUGACUCACGAGGUAAAAUUACGGGGUUUACCGAUAACGUCUUUGACCAAAAAAGGAGGACAAUAACGAGUACUAGCUCAGCAAACCAGAAUACACCCACUUCAAGCAAUGGAAACAAGCGACCUCUGCCCACCACGCCACCAAAUAUGGACAAUUUGUUGCGAGCGUCCCCAGAUACCCCUGUUGUGUUAAAUGCGAUACAUGGUAGAGAUCGCAACCCUGAAAAUAGCAUCAGCAACUUUCCUAAUGACAAGGCUGGGAAAGGAAACAUGGACGACGAUCAAGUCCCUACAAAGGUGCAGAAGUUAUUGCACGGAAGUUCCAGAACUGCUACACAGACACGCGACGACGGAAAAGUUCUGCACAGUAUAGAUUAUAUUACUCGAAUGCCAUCUCCUACCGACGACCUCGUUUCCCUCCCACCUCUAAAAUCAGUAUGCAGCCCUGAAUGUACGCCUGAUUUACCCUCUCCUCCCGCAACUAAGCGGUUGCCUUCGGAUGUUGUCACGUUCAAGAAUACUAGUGCGAGGAGAAAAAAUGCUACUGCUCCGCAACACAGUCGGGGCCUCGAUCAGUUUAACAGGGAGUCCAAACAUAACUUAGACCACUCUCCGCCUAUUCUACCAAUGACCUUCAAUCCUCUGCCGCCAAACCCUACUCCUCACGGCAUUGCUACGAAUCAAUUAAUACACCUAUUGUCAUCUCAGACCGCCAUUCACUCUCCGCCUACCCAGUUUCGCCCUACUACCACCAGCACCAUCGCUUCCAACACGGCGGCCACGCCGUUGACCGUUGCCGCUUACCCUCCAAGCUCGUCAUUUGACACCCUGGAAUGUCAGCUACGUAAACUUCGUCAAUACGCCGAAGAGCUCUUAUCUCUCUCUCUGUUUGACUCGCAUCGCUUACUACAACACGAAAUCCAUCAUUUGGAAGACAUGCUGUUGCUGGCGAAGAGAGAGCGGAGCAAGCAGCUUAUUAAAAAGCUAGAAAUUGAUUUUCCCGGGCUUGUUGGGGUUAAAGAGGGUAUCCAGCGAGAAGCUGCAAAAUUAGGAUAUUUCUAA
Molecule: messenger RNA, 2730 nt
Organism: Ophidiomyces ophidiicola
Lineage: Eukaryota; Fungi; Ascomycota; Eurotiomycetes; Onygenales; Onygenaceae
Exons: 6
Coding region: 1-2730 (909 amino acids)
Molecular function (GO): zinc ion binding
Source: RefSeq, a predicted model, not a curated record